Molecule: messenger RNA, 627 nt
Organism: Medioppia subpectinata
Lineage: Eukaryota; Metazoa; Arthropoda; Arachnida; Sarcoptiformes; Oppiidae
Source: the annotation of a GenBank genome assembly
CUCUCUAUGUCUCUCUCUCCCUCUCCCAUAGACUCUCAUCGACUCUCUCCUCUCUCUCUCACUCUCUGUGCUCUCCAUUCAAGUAAAACACUAUUUAUUGUAUGAUUUAAUACAUGUCUCCACACAUUGUAUACCCAUUGCCACCACUAAUAGCACUAAUGAAUGCAAAUGUCAUAUAAAACACACCGUCUUCUCCACCAACUCAUAGCACUGUCCCAAACAAAAGUCACCACCAAUUGGUCCCAAACUCGUUGAUUAGCCAUCGCUUGAGUAACUGUUGGUGUGAUCGCCAUAAAUGUGCGCUCAGUUUGUGUGUGAAGUGAAUGUGAGAUCACUAUAAGUGUUGUGUUGUUGUUGUGGUCGUCGUUGAAAAUGGAGGCAGAGUUUGAUGACUACGACAAACACAACAAAUGGCAACACAUCUAUCAGAAAAUCAGAUACCAGUCAUCGGACGACAAUCUGACGAACAAAGAGAGCCGAAAGUCGGAGAAUAAGCCAUUCAAUCGAUACAAAGAUGUGACGCCAUACGAUUGGAGUCGUAUUAUAUUGAGAAGAAGUGACAACAACUACAUUAACGCCAGUCUUAUAAAAGUAGAUUCCGCUCAAAGACAGUAUAUUCUGACACAG